AUGUCCGACGACAACGGCGGUCUUCCCGGCGAUGCCCCUCCCGGCGGCGGCACUGAGCACCUCAACAUCAAGGUGACGGACAACAACAACGAGGUCUUCUUCAAGAUCAAGCGCACCACCAAGCUUGAGAAGUUGAUGAGUGCGUUCUGCGAUCGCCAGGGCAAGUCCAUGACCGCUGUGCGAUUCCUGUUUGAUGGCACACGAGUCCAGCCUACUGAUACGCCUGACAAUCUCGAAAUGGCGGACGGCGACACGCUCGAGGUCCAUCAGGAGCAGGUUGGUGGCGCUGCCCUCUAG
Akanthomyces muscarius is the source of this 297-nucleotide messenger RNA. RefSeq lists its product as uncharacterized. NCBI's taxonomy places the organism in Eukaryota, Fungi, Ascomycota, Sordariomycetes, Hypocreales, Cordycipitaceae. Gene Ontology annotation, biological process: protein sumoylation. Gene Ontology annotation, cellular component: nucleus; septin ring. Bases 1 to 297 code for a protein of 98 amino acids. The transcript is spliced from 2 exons. The record is from RefSeq and is a predicted model, not a curated record. Gene Ontology annotation, molecular function: protein tag activity; ubiquitin-like protein ligase binding.